AUGGACGUUGCUUGCGCUACUUAUGAAGUGGAUUUUAUCGAAGAAAGAUCCAUCCGUUAUGGCCGAGAACCAGUUUGGUUAUUGGGCUGCUGUUACAAUCCACUAGAAGAAUUUGAUAAAUUGAUCGCUGAUAUCAAUUCGAAAUUUUGGUUCACCUAUAGGAAAAAUUAUCCGCCAAUUGGUGGAAUCGGCCCAACAUCCGAUAAAGGCUGGGGUUGCAUGCUGCGUUGUGGUCAAAUGAUAUUAGGCCAGGCAUUAGUUAUGAGACAUUUAGGCAGAGAUUGGCGUUGGUUUAAAAAUAAAGAGCAACUUGCGAAUUAUUGGAAGAUUUUAAAGUUAUUCUUAGACUCCAAAGACAGUCUCUAUUCAAUCCAUCAAAUCGCACAAAUGGGAGUAUCGGAAGGGAAAAAAAUCAGUCAAUGGUUCGGGCCGAAUACAGCCGCACAAGUACUCAAGAAACUCAUCAUGUUUGAUGAAUGGAGUCAAAUGGGUGUUUAUGUCGCUAUGGACAACAUUGUUGUUAUUGACGAUAUAAAAAAAAUUUGCCACAAUCAUAUCACCAGAACGUCGCAAGGAAACGCUGCUAAUAGUGAUGCUCAAGGGUCAUCUAAUGAGCAAUCAAAUGCUUGGAAGCCUUUACUACUUUUUAUUCCACUACGUUUAGGUUUAACGGACCUUAACCCUAUUUACAAAGAUAAAUUAAAUAAAUGCUUUAGGAUAAAAAAUACAUUAGGAAUAAUAGGAGGAAAGCCUAACAGUGCACACUAUUUUAUUGGUAUACAAGGGGAUUAUUUGCUGUACUUGGAUCCGCAUACUGUGCAAGAAACUGUUAAAGUAAAGCCCAACUGUCCUUUUUCGGAUAAGACAUAUCAUCAGAAAGGCACUAACCGACUGCAUUUUUCGUACAUGGAUCCAUCCGUUGCUCUCGGAUUUUACAGUGCUACCGAGGAGGAAUUUAACGAACUUUGUCGCGAUUUUACUGAUGUAUGUAUUUUAAAUAGUGCACAGCCUCCGUUGUUUGAGGUAGUGGAACAACGACCUCCACAUUGGCCAGAACUGGUACUGCCAAAUAGUCCAUACGAUGACACAUCCGAUGUUGGUAUAAGAGAAGAAAGGCAUUUCGAUAGUGAUAACGAUUUCGAAAUAAUUGACAUGUAG
This is a messenger RNA of Trichoplax adhaerens, 1158 nucleotides long. RefSeq lists its product as uncharacterized. Bases 1 to 1158 code for a protein of 385 amino acids. NCBI's taxonomy places the organism in Eukaryota, Metazoa, Placozoa, Uniplacotomia, Trichoplacea, Trichoplacidae. The record is from RefSeq and is a predicted model, not a curated record. The transcript has 14 exons. Gene Ontology annotation, molecular function: protein-phosphatidylethanolamide deconjugating activity.